Molecule: messenger RNA, 2587 nt
Organism: Etheostoma cragini (Arkansas darter)
Lineage: Eukaryota; Metazoa; Chordata; Actinopteri; Perciformes; Percidae
Product: inositol hexakisphosphate kinase 2-like
Exons: 6
Coding region: 339-1790 (483 amino acids)
Biological process (GO): phosphatidylinositol phosphate biosynthetic process; inositol phosphate biosynthetic process
Cellular component (GO): cytoplasm; nucleus
Molecular function (GO): inositol hexakisphosphate kinase activity
Source: RefSeq, a predicted model, not a curated record
UGAAGUAAGAACAUAAGCAAGCGAUAGAAUAUUUUAGAUUACCCUGAAUAGCUUACCCUUUCAGGUCAAAGAUGUGUUGACAAGUGAGUUUUUUUCCACUUCAAUGUCUGUCCUCUUGGCCUGUGGUGGCAGCCAGUGAAUUGUUUCCCCUCUGUCUGAUCCCUGUGUUUGUUUGUCUCUUGCGUUUGGCAUGCAGCAAAAUGUUUAUUAAUAGCUAGUCCACAGCCUGAAUUACCUCCAGCAUGUUGUAUUUUUAGUGGGGGCUUAGGUGUUGAGCAUGAGCAUUUGGUUAGCGGGUUUAUCUGGUGUGAUAGCAUGUGAGGAGAUCAGUCUGGAAUAUGACCCCACAAAUCACCACACAGUGGUGUGGUCAGGGCGAGAGGAUGGGUCCGGCCGUGGAGGCACAGUCACAGAAGGCCAUGGAUUUAGAGCAAAAACAACAGCAGCAGCAGCAGCAGCAGCAGAAGCUGCAGCACCAGCAGUGCUACAUGGAGAAAGGAGUGAUGCUUGAGCCCUUCCUACACCAGGUGGGGGGGCAUUGCUGCGUCUUAAGCCUCGGGGAGCAGACCAUCUGUAAACCCCUCAUCCCCCGCGAACAUCAGUUCUACAAAUGUGUACCUGCUUCCAUGAGGAAGUUUAUCCCCCAGUAUAGAGGUGUGGUGUCAGUAAGCUUUGAGGAGGAUGAAGAAGGUAACCUUUGCCUCACUGCUUACCCCCUCCAGAGUGACCCAGCAGUAGAUCUCAUGUGGGAGAAAAAGAUGGCAUCCUCACCGCUUGUGGAUGGCAAAAAUCACAGCAAAGAUGGCCAAAGCCACCACUCUUGUAAGGACAAGGACAAGAGUGAUCAAAAGCUGGAGGAGGAGGCUGAGGUGUUCUACUACAGACUGGAGCGCAGUCACAGUAAUGCUGUACCCCAGCUCAAACAAAAACCCUGGACGGUCACACUUCAACAGCAGCACCUGCAGAAGUUAAAAGAGGAGGCCAUGCACUGCAACCAAUACAAAUUCAUCCUGCUGGAGAAUCUGACAUGGCGCCACACGUUGCCGUGUGUGUUAGACGUGAAGAUGGGCACACAGCAGUAUGGAGAUGAGGUCACGGAGGAGAAAAAGGCCAGGAAGAAGCGCAAGUGUGAGAACAGCACAGCACCCGUAAUAGGAGUCUGCCUCUCUGGCAUGCAGGUGUACCAGUAUGACACGGGCCAGCUGAUGUUCAUGAACAAGUUUCAUGGCCGCAGGCUGACUGUGCCUGACUUCAAAGAAGCGUUGUUCCAGUUUUUUCACAGCGGACAGCGUCUACGACGCGAACUCUUUGCCCCGGUGCUGCAAAGGCUCCAAGAGGUGCAAGCUGCCCUGGAAGCCUGUGAAUCCUAUCGCUUCUACUCCAGCUCCCUGCUCAUUAUCUACGACGGAGCGCCCCACCAAAAAGGCACUGAGGACGACCUCUCUGUAGAAGAAGAGGACGAGGAGGUGGAGGCUGAACCAGAAAUGGAGGAGGAAGAUGAGGAGGAGGUGGGUGAAGAAGCAGGUGCACUUGGUUUUUCUCGCAGACCCUCCACGUCUAGCGACGGCAGCACCAGUGGCGGGAUCUCAGGUGUCAGCCAGGCUCGCUUGUCCAGCUCGGACCCCCGUAGCCCUUUGGUGGAUGUAAGAAUGAUAGACUUUGCCCACACUACCUGCAGACAUUACGAAGGGGACAGCGUGGUGUACAAGGGCCUCGACAGCGGGUACAUCUUUGGUCUUCAGAACCUGAUCACCAUCAUCUCCGAGCUGGAGAACCACAGCACGGACUGAAGACAGACGUGACACACACACACGUUCAGACACAGAUGCACAGAGCAGGACUGAACUACAGAAGCGGAGAGAGUUUUCUCCUCUCUACUUCAUCAUUAGACCAUGUUGUAGCUGGCCUUUUAUUGGACGCAGUUCCUGUUUCUGCCGUUGGUGCUUCUCAUGUUUCUGUUGUGUGUGUCUGUCUUUGGGAUAUAAAAGAGAUCUGCACAUAACAUAGUUGAGACAUCUGUGUGACUGAUGCAGUGAUUUAACCAUUGUCAUCAUUCUGUUUAACCUGGUUCACUGUUGGGACCAAAAGGGUAGGCAGCAAAUAAAAGCAGUUUGAAGUCACGAGUCAGUAGAAAUGUUUUUCUUACUUCCGAUUCCAAAGAAGGCGUCAGCAUUUUGCACACACAAACACAUUCUGUUGUGUGUUUACACCAGGAUGGGGCAACGUGAGUGAGCGUAUAUGAGGACGGAGUUGAUGGGAGGAAAGGUAGUGAGCCCACCCUCCAUUCUUCUUUAUUGCCUGUUCACUCUGCCAUCCUUUCUUGUUCAUAUUUACUUAAAGAGACUAUAUUCAUAUAAGUAUCAGGGACAGAUGAUAUAGAGUUAGUUCUUUAUUUGACAUAUUUCAUGAAAUAAACUGAAAGUUUAAAAAGAAAGCAAAUGAAGAGUACUACAUUCCAUGUUAUUAAGGUAAUGAUAAUGACAUUAAUUAAAAUUGUUAUUUGAAGUGUUUAAAUACCUCUACCUUGUAUGUAUGUGCUGUCCACAGUCUUGGGGAAGAAAAUAAAAACUUUGGGUUUGUGUUAAAA